Molecule: messenger RNA, 3062 nt
Organism: Ipomoea triloba (trilobed morning glory)
Lineage: Eukaryota; Viridiplantae; Streptophyta; Magnoliopsida; Solanales; Convolvulaceae
Product: putative ion channel POLLUX-like 2
Exons: 24
Coding region: 722-2938 (738 amino acids)
Biological process (GO): monoatomic ion transport
Source: RefSeq, a predicted model, not a curated record
ACAAUGGCACAUCAGUAUCCGCUGAUCUGUAUUCCAGUAGCUCUGCAUCUUAAGCAUCCUAUUCCAUGUCUGUCCCAACCCCUAACCCCAUUCUCUUUCUUUCCUCACCAAUCAAACAUAAAUCUUGAAAUCUUCUGUUCACAGAAGUACUGCGAUUAAAAAUUUUUAAACUUUUGUUUGUUUGUUUGUUUUGGUUUAACAAGAAAGAACACUCUUUGUAUACAGUUAUCUUUAUUUAUUUUUUAAAAAUGUUUUUAAUAUAGAACAAUUGUGUAUAUAUGGACUGAAAGUCUGAAACCUCGAAAUCUUCGACCCUAGUGAAUGGUAUUUUCAAUUAAGAAAGGGGGGAACAAAGGUGAAACAGAGGAAUGAUUCAAUUGCAUUGCCCGCCCACCACAUGGAUGCCCACACCACCCACUCCAAGAUUCUAUCAGACAUCUCCUUCUAUGAGAAAGUCAUUGCAAUGCCCCUGCCGGUGCUUCCCACCUUCAGCUUCACGGAAGUCUUUCUCACCAAUAAGCAACAAUGGGACCAAUAUCAAUUAUCAGAUGAAAUGCAGAAAGUUGGAUUGCUUGCUGACUAAGAAUGCCUUGGGAUAUUUCAAUUCUUUGCUAUGGAAAAUGGAUCUUAAUAGUAAUUCUCAGCACAGGGCUCCCCAGUAAGACACAUAGUAGCAGCAUUGCCAUCAUAUGUCGCCUCUAGAUUGAUACAACUGGAUUCUAUGAAUAUGAAGACAACCGUAUUCCGAGAACUAUUAUUCUAUGCAAUUCAAGCAUUUGGUGCACAGAGUUUUCCUUUUGCUUGUAUAUCUAAUUCCUUGAACAAACCAAAACCUCUUGGAUUGGAAGUGUCCUUGCCUUCAUUUCAAGAUCUCAAAUGGAGUUUUUCACGGCUAAUAUAUUUAUUCAACAUACAACUUGAGAAAAAUGUUGCCAUGUUUUUUGUUGUGCUUCUUGUUUCAUGCUUUGUAUUUGUUCUGAUUGGUGGUUUCCUCUUCUUUAAGUUCAGGACCAAUGCACAUUCUCUUGAGGAUUGCUUUUGGGAGGCCUGGGCAUGCCUAUGUUCAUCAUCUACUCAUCUAAAACAAAGAACACGGAUUGAACGUGUGAUUGGCUUUGUGCUCGCUAUAUGGGGCAUUUUGUUCUAUUCUCGCCUGCUAAGUACCAUGACAGAACAGUUCAGGGAUAACAUGCACAAACUUAGAGAGGGAGCACAGAUGCAAGUUUUGGAAACUGAUCAUAUUAUUAUUUGUGGAGUUAAUAGUCGUCUGAUGUUCGUACUAAAACAGCUAAAUAAGUAUCAUGAGUUCGCUGUUCGCUUAGGUACUGCUACAGCUAGACGACAGAGGAUCCUUCUUUUGUCUGAUCUUCCUAGAAGGCAGAUGGACAAAAUGGUUGACACCAUGGCAAAAGAUCUCAAUCAUAUUGAUGUUCUUUCAAAAAGUUGCAGUCUAAGUUUGACAAGAUCAUUUGAAAGAGCAGCAGCUAAUAAGGCGCGCGCAAUUGUUAUAUUGCCAACUAAAGGAGAUCGGUACGAAAUUGAUACUGAUGCAUUUCUAUCUGUACUGGCUCUUCAACCUCUUCCAGAAAUGGCCUCUGUGCCCACUAUAGUUGAGGUUUCAAGUUCCAACACUUGUGAGCUUUUAAAAUCAAUUUCAGGAUUGAAAGUACAUCCUGUGCAGAAUGUUACAUCCAAGUUAUUUGUCCAGUGUUCUCGCCAGAAGGGACUUAUAAAAAUAUACAGACAGUUGCUUAACUAUCGAAAGAAUGUGUUUAAUCUAUGCAGUUUCCCCGACCUAGCAGGAUUGAGAUAUAAGCAAUUGAGACGUGGCUUUCAAGAGGCAGUUGUUUGUGGUCUGUAUCGAGGAGGGAAGAUAUAUUUCCACCCAAAUGAUGAUGAAGUAUUAGAACAAAGCGAUAAGAUUCUGUUUAUUGCACCCAUACAUGGGAAGAAGCAUCUACAGCUUGAUUGUUUGAAUAGAGAAGAAUGCGAUUACGGUAAGGAUGAUUCUGAAAAUGUGGAGAAGGAUGGUAGAUUUACAAAUCAUACUAUGGACAUUAGAAAAGCAAGGCUUGAGAACAUCGUGAAACGAACAAGAUUUGGUUCUAAGGCAUCAGAUUGGUCUUUGGGACCAAAAGAGUGCAUACUAAUGCUGGGAUGGCGGCCGGAUGUUGUUGAAAUGAUUGAAGAAUAUGACAAUUACCUGGGUCCCGGCAGUGUAUUGGAAGUCUUGUCCUAUGUUCCCUUGGAUGACAGAAAUAAAGCUAGUGGACUUACUGGUCAUGGGAAGCUAAGGAAUGUGCGAAUUUCUCACAGGAUUGGAAAUCCGAUGGACUAUGACACUCUGAAGGACACAAUUGUAAGCAUUCAAAAAUCUUUAAAGAAAGAUGAAGAUAUCACAUUCUCCAUUGUUGUGAUAUCUGAUCGAGAAUGGCUCCUUGGAGAUCCAUCCAAGGGAGAAAAGCAAUCUGCAUACUCUCUUCUCCUUGCUGAAAACAUUUGCAAUAAACUUGGGGUGAAGGUGCAAAACCUAGUUGCAGAAAUGGUUGAUUCCAAGUUUGGGAAACAGAUUACAAGAAUCAGGCCGUCCUUAACUUACGUUGCGGCGGAGGAAGUAAUGAGCCUUGUGACAGCUCAAGUUGCAGAAAACUGUGAGUUGGAUGAGGUCUGGAAAGACAUUUUAGAUGCCGAUGGGGAUGAAAUAUACAUCAAGGAUAUCGGCCUCUACAUGAAGGAAGGGGAGAAUCCUUCAUUUGCCGAGCUCAGUGAAAGAGCAUAUUUGCGAAGAGAAGUUGCCAUUGGUUAUGUCAAGAACAACAAAAACGUUCUGAACCCAAUUCCCAAGUCAGAGCCCCUUAAUCUUCAACUUGGUGACUCCCUGAUAGUCAUAUCAGAGCUUGAAGGAGAACAGCCUGUGGUCAUUGAAGCAGAGUCUUAAAGUUUUUAACUUUACAUAGAUUCAUGUAAUCCCAGGAAACUGCCCUUGUUUUCUUGAAUUAUUCCCAUUCAUUUUAUUGAUUAUUUUCCCCUUAAUUUCUAAUACAUUUUACCCUUCAUUUGAA